AUGCCUGCAAGCCCCACCAACGUUGACAGUGGAGUCAUGUCUUCCAUGACACAACAGCGAUCGUACGCUGCCUUUUUUGAAGACUUUGAUGAAGAUACCAACGACGUCAUCCCAGAGAGUAAGACAGUUGCCAACGUUGCCGCCAAACGAUCAUCACCAAAGUCUGAUAUUCGACCGUUGGUGACAAGCACUGACGGUGCGAGCGACUCCGGUUACUCGAGUCGGACCGCAGCUACUCUUGGCAGUGCCGAGUUACUUCCCAAUGGGAAGAAGAGUCCUAUUUUAGUCCGGUUGGAUACAGCUAUUGUCAAUCGGGAUCUCGAGCGAGUAAGAGGCCGUGUCUUCAACGAUAGAGACAAGAAACAAGCAAAAGGUAAGGUUGGAGAGAAGGAGAGGGAGAGGGUAGAGGAGAGGGUAGAGGAGAGGGAAAAGGAGAGGGAAAAGGAGAUGGCAAAGGAGAGUGCAAAGGAGAGAGAAAAGCAGGAAGACUCGAGGGAAUCCAGCUCUUCACCCUCCACCGCUGCGACAAUGCACCCAAGCCAGCAUAGAAGUUCCAGCAGACCAGCCCCCAAGCGGCCCUCGUCCAAGGCCAGAAAACGGGGGAUGUCUUAUGGACACUAUGCUCCCGACACAUGCCCUGGCUGUGAUCUGAUCGGUUACAGCACUGUGAAUAUGGGCCACCCUCCCAAUCAUCAUACCAUGGAUUACCCUCACUACAUGCAUGGUUAUGAUGUUCCUGCAUUCCCUCACCCAUACCACUACCCGCCGAUUGUUACUCAGGAGGCUGUAUCAUCUCGCCGCAACGGGUCGAACUCUUUCCACCAAAAUCGACCCAUCAGCUUCCACUCGGGGGCUAUGGGAGACAUGAGCAUGUAUAUGCAAAUGCCUCCCCCCCAAAGUUACGAACAUGGCCCACCCAUCUCAGCGUCUGCAUAUACACACUAUAUGCAGCCUUACAUUCCCGGUGGGUCUGUUAUACCCGUACAACAUUCUUCCCAGAUGCCAUAUGAUUCUGGGCCACAUCCUAUCUUCGAACGUCCUCGGGCAUCCUCCACCUCCCGUUCUCCUGAAAAACCACCGUCUGCCAGAAGGGGUUCAAUGUAUGGAACCCCAGUAGUAGAAUACCCUGCUUCCCCGUCACAUAAAAGUGACACGCUACAACGGAGACCUUCUGCACGGGAGGCUCGUGCACGUCGUCAGUCUCAAUCCUUCGACACCGCUGAAGACUUCUACCGCACGCCACAACCACCUGUCCCCAAAAACAAACCACCCCCACAGGUGAUAAUUCCCCCUCGUCCUCCCCCCUCAUUACCGCCCGACGUGCGGAGGCAUUCGGCCUCCAAAGCCCUCCGUGCCCUCCCUUCCCACACCACCAGGCCAGUCCGUAAAAAUGCCCGCGAGACCCCAUUCCCUCCACGCCCGCAACCCACCCAGCAUCCCAAGGAAAAAAACCCGCGUCUGCCCCGCCUUCCCUACAACGACAAUAGCCGCGUCAGUGCCCGACACGCAUCUCCGUCGAAAACAAGCCGCCGUCGCUGUUCUUCUGUCUAUGGUCUAGAGCAGCAAUCACAAGCUAAGGACAUCCUAGACCAGAGACAGCGCGAGGCGGAAGAAUAUCAAUCAUCCCGCUCCUCCCGCGCGAUGCCCGUAUCACUAGCCACACUUGUGAAAUCACGCCGCAGCAACCUCGCGGACAGUGAUAGUGGCAGCCUGCGCACGCCAACAGAUAGAAGUCGUGGCAGUGAUGCGAAGACCAAGAGCGGCCUGGGGGUUAGCACUACCACCAGCGCCAGCGCUAGUCGGCAAGAGGAUGAUGGUAUCACGGUGAUGUUUGGAGGGCUGACGAUCGGGUUGUCGAAGGACAGCAUGGAUGGACGGAUCAAUGUGCGUUCUGGCGAGGAGGGGGUGUUUGAGCUGAAUAUUGAGGGCCGCAGCAGGCCGAAGAGAUACCUUGUCUUGAAUCGGAAAUGCUGA
Molecule: messenger RNA, 1974 nt
Organism: Paracoccidioides lutzii Pb01
Exons: 2
Coding region: 1-1974 (657 amino acids)
Source: RefSeq, a predicted model, not a curated record